This is a messenger RNA of Arabis nemorensis, 576 nucleotides long. Lineage: Eukaryota; Viridiplantae; Streptophyta; Magnoliopsida; Brassicales; Brassicaceae. The record is from the annotation of a GenBank genome assembly.
AUGACGAUGGUGGUUUCGAUGGUGGUGAUUACGAUUGGAAUCAACAUGAUGCCAAAAGAAAUUGUGUCGUGUUACGGCGGAGGUUUCGACAUCGCGGCGGUGGUCAUGGUGGUGGAAGAGAAAACUCGCGAUUGUGGCCGUCGCUUGGGCAUGGCAACCGUGGCGUCUCUUGGGAAGAGACUUUUGUUACGUUUCAAUGGGGCCACGUGUCUCAUUGCUAAUGGACCGUUUCACAAACAGAGAGAGUUUUUGGAUCUGAUCAACAACGAUGCAGGUCACUUUUCUCUCGAAGAAUCCAUCGAAAUCGACGGUGAAUUAGACGGCGAAGAAGAAGAAGAGUUUUCGUAUGCUUGUGUAAACGCACAAGGAUCUUCAAUAAUUUCCGGCGAAACUUUCGAAGAUGGUCAAAUUCGUCCUUCUGUGGAAAACGACAGCGAGGAAGGGAUCGAGGAAGGAAACGAUGGCAUUUCGGUAAUCGACGGAGACACCUGGCCGCCGACGAAAAACUACGACGGCGAUGAUUUAGCCGGUCAAGAGAUUGAAGAGAUUGAGAUCUGGGUCUCACGGUUAAAUUAG